Messenger RNA from Vombatus ursinus (common wombat), 5781 nucleotides. RefSeq names its product tweety family member 3 (gene TTYH3). Gene Ontology annotation, molecular function: intracellularly calcium-gated chloride channel activity; volume-sensitive chloride channel activity. Gene Ontology annotation, cellular component: plasma membrane. The transcript has 14 exons. Lineage: Eukaryota; Metazoa; Chordata; Mammalia; Diprotodontia; Vombatidae. The record is from RefSeq and is a predicted model, not a curated record. The coding region runs from base 319 to 1893 and encodes 524 amino acids.
GGCUGCUGGCUCGUUUGCAGACCCGGCGAUGCGGGAAGCGGGCAGAACGCCGUCCGGGCAGCGGGGGACCCUGGCCCCCUAACCCUCCCCGCAUCAGUCAACCUGCCCGGGAGCCCCAAGAGAAGUAGGAGCCUGAUGGCAACCGGGGCCCCACGCGGCUGAGCAAAGCCAAGGCCGGGGAGCCAGGGGAGGCGGAGGAAGAGGAGGGAGGGAGGGAGAGGCGGCCAGGAGGCAGGCAUCUCCCCCCCCACUUUUUUUCCCAUCCCACCCCAGCCGUCCACCCCUACCCCUCGGAAUCCCCUGCGGACAGCCGGGCCCAUGGCCGGGGUCAGCUACUCCGCGCCCUGGUGGGUGAAUCUCUUGCACCGGCUGCCCCAUUUCAACCUGCAGUGGGAGACGACGAGCAGCCAGUUCCGGCCCGAGGACACGGAAUACCAGCAGGCCUUAUUGCUGCUGGGUAGCGUAGCUGUAUCUUGCCUGGCUCUGGACCUCCUCUUCCUCCUCUUCUACUCCUUCUGGCUGUGCUGUCGCCAUCGGAAAAGUGAGGAACAUCUUGAUGCUGAUUGCUGCUGUACGGCCUGGUGUGUCAUUAUCGCUACUCUGGUCUGCAGCGCUGGCAUCGCAGUGGGAUUCUAUGGCAAUGGAGAGACCAGCGAUGGCAUUCAUCGGGUCACAUAUUCACUUCGCCACGCAAACCGCACUGUGGCUGGAGUCCAGGAUCGGGUGACAGACACUACAGUGGCCCUCAACCAGACGGUGGAGACCAGCCUUCAGACCCUGGAGAAGCUCUACACAAAACAUACCGAUUAUCUGCACAUCGUCCAGAAACUCCAGGGGCUUCUGUAUGACUUGCUUCGGCAGACCACAGAAAUCCCCUUUUGGAAGAACAACGCGGUAUCCCUGGAGGAUCUGGCCGUGCAGGUUGAUCUGUAUGAUUGGUAUAGGUGGCUGGGGUACCUGGGCCUCCUCCUUUUUGAUGUCUUGAUCUGUUUGCUCGUGCUCUUUGGACUCAUCCGGAACUCCAAGGCCAUCCUAGUAGGAGUGUGUUUGCUGGGUGUGCUAGCCUUGGUCAUCAGCUGGGGAUCCCUGGGGCUCGAGCUGGCAGUCUCUGUGGGUUCCAGUGACUUCUGUGUGGACCCCGAUACCUAUGUAACUAAGAUGGUGGAAGAUCACUCAGUCCUUGGUGCAGAGAUCCUUCACUAUUACUUGGACUGUUCGGCUGGAUACAUAAACCCCUUUCAGCAGAAGCUGUCUGGGAGUCACAAAGCCCUGGUGGAAAUGCAAGAUGAUGUUCUGGAGCUCUUGAGGUCUGCGCUUAGAGAGUACCCCACCUCCAAGGAUUAUCUCAUACGCAUCCAGGAAGUUCUGAAUUCCACAGAGAUCAAUCUACAGCAUUUGACCGCCCUGGUGGAUUGCCGCAGCCUGCAUCUGGAUUAUGUCCAGGCUCUGACUGGCUUCUGCUAUGAUGGCGUAGAGGGUCUCAUCUACCUGGUGCUUUUCUCUUUCGUCACGGCCCUCAUGUUCAGCUCUAUUGUGUGCAGCGUUCCUCAUACCUGGCAGCAGAAAAGGGCUGCCGAUGACGAUGGGGAGGAAGAAUCUGUGGCUCCAGGAACCAGGCAGACCCAUGACAACCUCUAUCGAGUACACAUGCCCAGUCUUUACAGCUGUGGGAGCAGCUAUGGUAGUGAGACCAGCAUCCCUGCAGCAGCACACACAGUCAGCAAUGCCCCUGUCACGGAGUACAUGAGCCAGAAUGCGAAUUUCCAGAACCCUCGAUGUGAGAACACCCCUCUGAUUGGCCGAGAAUCCCCACCGCCUUCAUACACCUCCAGCAUGAGAGCCAAAUACCUCGCUACCAACCAACCUCGCCCUGACUCCAGCAGCGGGCAUUAGACACCGAUCGCAAAUGUGCCAACUGCCCCCCUGCCCCCCUGUGCUCCCUUGCCAAACCCACUCUGCUUCCCUCCCUCCACUCCUCCUGAUGCUGGCGCUGUACCUCCCACUUCUGCUGCUCCCAGCAUCUGGCCACUGGGACCCUGAGAGGCCAAGGACCACCAGGGAAUGAGCCCAGUGAGAGGGCAGGGGCUCCUGGGGCAGCUAAGGACUUACCUUCCAGCCUCCGUGAGCUGCACAGGCCACGGGCCCAGAUUCAUGUGCUUCUUCCAUAAGCCAAAUGGGAAUAUAUUAACAGAUCAGUUUCCUACUCCUCUUCCAUCUCUGUCCCUUCUGCAGAAGGAAAAGAUGCUUUGGAGGUCUGGGCUCUGGAGUGAUUCCUAACGGUGCUUCUCAUUCAUUCUGGACCAGCUUCAAGUUAUGAGGGCUUUGAGUCCAGGGUGUCCUUGUCCUGGUCAGGAAAACAGUCUCAUAUGCAUCCUUUUGUGACCCAAACAUACAUGCACUGACCCAGUCGUACACAUGCCCAUGCUGACCCAAACACCCUCACUUUGACCUAAAUGUGUACCCUUACACUGACCCAGAUAGAUGCUCACUUGGACACAUAUUCUUUUUACCAUCAAAUAGAAGUUCCCUCACGCACACCUCUUCCACACCUAACAUACACACACUUUCUGUCUCUGUGUCUCUGUUUUCAUCUCUCUGUCUGUCUGUCUCUCUUUGUCCGUCUCUCUCACGCAUGCAUGUACGCACCCACGAGCCAUGCUUCCUAGCUCACCACUUUUAGCUUCUUGUUAGAGGCCUUAAUCCAGAGUUAGUCUCCAUCUACAGGGAGGUAGAUUGUGAGUCAUGGUAAGAACCUCUGCCUCCCCUACCCUUCAAAGUCAACGUCAUUUUCUCACUGCCUUCUCUUCCUUUCUCUGGUCCUCACUUUGUCUCCUGGAGCCUCUGAGACAAUAGUGUUUAAAUUCCUUGUCCGUGUUAGGGUGAGCAUCAGGUGCCUGGUGCCAAACCGAAGGCUUGGGCCUGUUUACUUCCUUGGCCUUCCCCUAACCCUGGGUUGCCCCUUUGCCCCUGUCUCCUCUCCAGUGUGGCUAUCCAGAAUCUACCGGGAGUCAGCAAGAGCUGUCCACCUCCUUGGUGCCAAAUUUUUUUUUUUUUUGCACUAAUCACAUUUGUAAUCUCUAGGCAGAACACUUUAUUGGUUUUUCCAGAGAUAUGGGCCAGAUGAGAGAUCCUUAGGGUAUAGUGGUUGCUGCUGGACUACUUCCCUGCUCCCUUCUUUUUUUCAUUUUUUUUUUAAACCCAGGAAUAGAAGCAUUGCACUCCCAGCAAGAUCUCUGGGAGGCUGGGAUUCAGGUCCCUGCUUCUCUAGGCCUCUGUUUUGUUUGCAUCAGAAAUAGAAAGCCAAGGACUCAUGAGCCAGCUAUGAAUGGGAGAUGUGUCUCCUCCCUCCUCCUCCUGCUCUUCCUGGCUCUAACCACUAACCUCACUUCCCACAUGUCCCUGGACUCCUCAGACCCCUGGGCCUGGAUGGCAGGGAGGAGCAGGGCCAGGACCAGCGGCUUUGAUGGUAGCCUGAGUCCAAGGCCCCUUGCUCCCAGAAGAGAUGGUUCAGCCAGGCCAGCACUCCUCCACCUCCACCUCUUCCUCAUCCAGAAAUGUUACCCACACUGUGGUUUCCAGAAUGGAGAAAGCAAUGAAUGGAGGAAGGGGAGAUUUUAAUCUUCUACUAAUAGGGUAAAAUUGCUUCAGCAAAGUGCUCAAGAGAGAAGAGCAGCCGAGAUGUUCCUUGUUCCGGAGAUUCUAUGAGCAGAGUGUGCCUCCAACCAGUCCCAGGCUUUUCAGCCAUUCUGAGUGGCCUCUGUGUAGUUGUCCUGUAGACCUGAGAGAAGAGUGACCCACGAGAUGGCUGAACAGACGUCUUAAGUUCCUUCUGUCUGAAGUAUGAGCUAGGGCUGGCCGCUGAACCUCUGUGUCUCAGUCUCCCUGUCUGUGAAAUGGGAAUGAGACAUCUACCAUAAGGUGCUUGCUGCCUUGGUGUGCAGAAUACUCAUGACAUGUUCUGAGUCUGCCAUUCUGCCUCCCUUCUCCUUUUUGGCCAGAAAGCUAGGGAGAGCCGCCAUCUUCCUUCCCUCUGUCCCACCUCCUCUCCCUCGUACCACCUACCUACUUGGCAAACUGUUUACCAGAGACAUGAGGUAUCUAGGCCCAAAGAGCCUAGAGUAGAUCCAAAGUGCUGGACUGUCAGGGUUGGGGGCCAUACCAGAGUCCAUCUAUCACAGGCCAAAGGGAGCCUAAAAUUUUGUGUAGUGAAGAGAGGAAACAUCAACUAAAAACUCAUGAUUGGUCCCUUCUGGGACAGGCAGCUAAGACAAGCAGGUGAGAAGACCCACAAUCCCAUUUUUACUGAAAUGACCCAUGCUUACAUCUCCCUGGGCCAUUUUAAAAAUCUCUCCUCUCCUGUCUGUAUGCUCCCUACCCCCAUUCUGUUCAUACCCCUCAUUAAUGGUCCCUGGGUACUUAAGAGUUAGGCUAGAACAGCAAUUUUCAAAGCAUAGUCUGGGGACCCAUGGGGUAGGACCCUUUCAUAGGGUCCUCAAAGAAAAAACUAUUUUCAUAAUGCUAAAAUGUUUUCAUUUCUAAUAUGGUAAGCAUCCAUAGAUAUGACCCAUAUAUUAGCAAAAGCUCUUUGAAGGGGGUCCUCAGUAAUGUUUAAGAAAAAUGUAACGGGGUCCUGAGACCUGCUGGGCCUAAAAGAACAAGGGUCACAAUGACAACUCUAUUUCUGAGAACAAGGAAGUUUCGAGGAUGUAAAGGGGUUGGCAUGGCCUGUCCUGGGAAGGAUUCAAGUUUCACAGGAGCGGCAGGAAGACGAGCCCCAUCUGGAGCUAGGUUUUAGGUGGCCAAAGCCCUACUGAACACCCAUCACUGACAGCUAUAACUACAUGCUGCCUCCCCCCCACGCACUUGAUGAUUCAAAAAAAAAAAGAGCAGGCAGGGCAGUCUCUGUCCAGAGACCUCAGCACUCGACACACAGAACAGGACCACCUGGAAUGAAGUCCCUGCAAAGGGAGGUUGUGUUUCAGAGGCCGGAAGAAAGUUGCUGCCUGUGUCAGGGGAUCCCUCAUGGGAAAAACCAACUUGUGCUAUGACAACCUGGUCCGCUACCCCUCUUCUUAAAGGCCUACUUCAAAGGAUGCCAGGCUAGGUGGUGGCAACAUGAUAGCAACAGCACAACCUAGAAUCAGUCAGUGGUCCUCCGGUGCCAUUGAGAACCUCAGGGGUGUCUGGAAGGGAGAUCCUUUGACUCAGCCCCUCAUCUGACCUCAGACUCCUUCAGGGAAGGCACCAAGGUUUUCCAAGUCUGGCAAGGUGCCUCUCCCCCGGGGGAUGCUGGGAUAGCUCCCACCUCCAUUCACAGCAGCUCCUUCCAACAUCCCUAGCAGUGGAGUUAGGAGCAAGGCAACAAUGUCCUAUUGGUCCUUCUGGACCUUUUUUUUUUUUUUAACCACUCAUGUGAGCUGCUGGCCUCCCAUCUCUGGGCCACAGACAACCUCCUGAACAUCAUCACUAGGAAACCUUGGAAGCUGCCAUCAGGAACUUCCUCUGUGUGAAACAUCUCCAGUCUCCUCUCUUCCCUUCUAUCACUGCAUUCUGGACGUGGAUGUGAUUGAGCCUCGGCUGUCUCUGUGUCUUUUUUUUUAGAAGCACAAACAUUAAUUAUCAGCUUUGUCUGGUAUGUUCAGCUUUUUUCCAUCGCAUCCUGAUGAGCAAAAAAAAAAGGAAAAGAAAAAAAAGAACCCACCACUGAUCAGACCAACCACCUCCCACAAAAAAAGCAAAAAAGCAAAAAAAAAAAAAAAAGCCCUCCAGUUCAGGGAGGGA